UUUACGCGUUUUUACGACAAUCAAUGCCAGCGUGUACCUGGAAACAUGGCCGAAGCAUCAUCUGCUCGUCCACUUGUCGAGCCCAAACAAGUAGAAGAAACAAGUAUGGACGACGAACCAGUGUUAGAAAUGAAUAGAUAUGUAGAAGAAGAAAAGUCUAAAAAGAAAGUUUCGUUUACAGAAACAAUAAUGCCAUUUGAUAAACCAGAAUUUAAACCAGGAGCAAAUGAAAUGGGUGCUUCUGAAGAGAUGUUUCAACAGAUGUUUAUGGAUCCCAUGAUGAAAGAUUUAAACAGACAUGUACAGGCCAAUACAGAUAUACUAGACAAGAUCAGCAAAGACAUGGAAGACCAGAGGAAACAAAGGCUGAAAGACAGACAGACAUCACACAUUCCUGAGGCCUUGAAAGGAGGUGGACAGGAAAUGAAAGAAAUCAUGAAUAAAGUAGAAGACUUGAUUUUAUUUGGUAAAGAAGAAGAGGUCCAGGAAGAGGGCACUGUAGCUGUGAAAGAGGAAAAAUCAAGUGCUAAGUUACAAGAAUUAGAUAGUCAUGCCAGAGCUGCCCUUACUGCCCAUAGUCUCUCAGCUUAUGUUUCUACAUUAGACGAAGCUCAUCUUAAGACAUUCACAACUAAGAUAGUAUCAGACUGUGAACUUUGGUUGUCAAGGCUCUUCAGAUUUGGAGACUCCUCUGUUGUCUAUCAUGAGGAAGAGAUGGAUGGAUUGGUUAAGAUUUGUAGAUUGGCAAUGUAUCAGAAAUAUCCCAAGUACCCUACUGAAGGAUUUGAAGCCUUGUAUUCCAGACCUCCUGUUAUAUAUGUCAGUGCUUCAGCUAAACCUGGGGUGACAAAUUAUCUAUGUUUACAACUUGGUUUACCCUUAUCUUGUAUAUGUACAGUACCAGUUGUUACCAGGAAUGGAGCUGUAGGAAGAAUGAAUAUAGACGUCCUUGAGAACUUGAUACGGGAUGAUAUUGCUGCUGCUAAGACUCCUGUUAUGUUGGUGUGUUUUGCAGGUACCCCAUUAACAGGACAGGUGGACAAUUUAGAUGAACUUCAAGAUAUAUGUAAAAGGAAAUCCAUUUGGUUACAUGUAGAAGGAAACACUUUGGCAACCCUGACAAUGUUCUCAGUACCGACAUCUUUACAGAAUGCUAAGUGUGGGGACAGUAUGACUCUAGCUAUUGGUAGAUGGUUAGGUAUACCUGGUCUUCCUUAUUGUACUUUAUACAAAACAAAUGACCCAGCAUUGGUGAUAGCAGCUGGUCUAAACACAUUUAAUUCACAACUGAAAUUGAAUUGUCUCCCUCUAUGGAUAUGUCUGCAGAGUUUAGGACAUGAUGGCAUCGUCGACAGAGUCAAGUCAUCAUGUGAUCUGGCUGAAGCAUUAUACAAAGGAAUAAAUGAAAUGGCAACAAUAAAACAAUAUAGUAUAGAAAAGAAAGAAGAGGAAGAUGUGAAAGGAAUCAAGGAUUUAAUAUUCAAAGCCAUUUCUGCUCUGGUUGUGUUUGAGAUUGUGACACCAAACAUUGUGUUUCAGUAUGCAGAGGAUGGAGCACAGACAGGGAUACAGAUUGCACCCUACAGUACUAAUGUAGAGGAGGAGGAGGAACCAGAAGAAGAUCAUAAUGCUGUGUAUUAUGAUGCUCUUAAUAUGUGGUUAGGAGAAACAAUGCAGAUGGAAUGUCCCAAACUAAACUUCCAGAUUGUGAAAUUGGAAAAAGAAGGCAUCUGUCUAAGGUUUGCUCCUUUGGAGUAUGCUCAAGUGAAAGGAAUAAAGCCAGAAGAUGUAGAAGAAAGUAUUGUGAAAUUGAAAGACCAGAUAAACAUAUUAGAUGCUACUGUUGGUCAGAGAGACAAAUUCAGAGCUUGUGUGGAUCAGCAAAAGAAUUUGAAGCUGAUAGAGAUGCCAAAAUGGGCUGGACUUGGGGUCGUGCAAUAUUUACCAGAAUCAUGUGUCAAUCAUUCCGAUCAUUUAUCACAUAAACCAAGACAUGAGAUUAACACUGUUAACAUAGAGUUAGUGAAGAAACUGAAAGCUACUGAUACGGCAUUCUCACUGGGUCGACUAGAGAAUGAGUUAGCGUGUGUAAAGUUUGGUUUGAUCACAGAUGACACAGAUGUGGAAGAGUUAAUAGAUCAUGUGAUGAAGUGUGGUAAAGAGAUUGAAGAGUCAUCUAGGUAUUUUGAAGCUCUAGCAGAUCUUAUAAAGCAGGGUAUUACUAUAGCUAACGAAGAUCUAAAGAAAGAAUCCGAAGAAAAAUUACAACAGGAGGGUGUAUUGAGACAAGUUCCUUUAGUUGGCUCCCUGUUGAAUUGGUGGUCACCACCACCUAAAGAUCAGAUAAAAGGAAGAACAUUUAACUUGAAAUCUGGAACAAUGGCCAGUACUGAAACAACAUAUAAAUACCACAUGCAAGUCCAAGAGGAAACACAUUCAAAAGACAAAGACAAAAAAGUAAAAACAAAUCUAUUUCAGAAAGGGGAUUCCCAGACUGAACCUACAUCACCUUCCACAAAAACAGCACAGGAAAUAAGGAGUGAACUUCAACAUGAAUCUACAUCCCCCACAUCUAAAACUCCCCCAGAAAAGGCCCCAACAGAUAUCCCAGGAUCCCCAUCAACAGGAGAAUCUCCAGCCAUGACAGAAGCACCUGGUUCUCCUCAAGUCAAAGAUGAUGGUACAGACCUGAAAUAGUGAGAGAGUUGGUUGUUAUCUGUACAUUCCAGGGAUAAUUAUGAGGAAGCGUGGGAAUUAUUAUGCCUGUGGAAAACUCUGCCAUUUAUUUGUGAUGAAUAUUGUUUUAAUGUAUGCAUGUUAACACUGCUUAUGUGUAAAUUGAGAGGACAAUCAUAUUUCACCCUCUAUUUUGGGACCUAUGAUCUUUUAUGUUUGCACCUUUAAUAUUUCCUAUUAAGGCCUAUGAUCUGUUAGAUUGGAGCCUUUGAUCUUUAAUUUUGAGAAAAAGGAAUUCAUUGUAAAUUAUACUACUUAUAAAUUGACCUGAGAAUAUUUAUAUAGAAACAUUAGGACAUGAUCUUGUUGACAGAAAAGUAUUUAUUUUAAAUAGUUUAUAUUUAUUUUGAAAUGAUUGUUAAAUUUUUUUAUAUUGAAGUUAUUUGUUUGUUUUUCUGUUAAGGAGCAUAAUGGGAUUUUUUUUUCUUUUGUUUUAUUUUUGCUUUUUUAUACUGAACCGAUAUUCAAAAAUUAUUUUUUAGAAAUAAUUCAGACUUAUUCCAACUUGUGAUGUCGACUAAUGUCCUUCUUAUCACUACUUAAGAUACUCAUUCAAUCACCUACCAAUAUCUUCAAUUCAAAUGUUUGUGGAAACAUAACCUUUUAAUCGAAGAAUACCAUUUUUCUGAAUAUUUAUGGUUUAUACAGCUCUUUGAAUAGAAAAUUGUUUUAAAUGUUAAUGCAUUGGUGCCUGGAAGGAAUGAAUGAUGUAUAAAGAUUUUGUUUCAGAUCUCAUAGUAUUUGUUUAUAGUUAGCCUGGUUAUUUCUCAUUAGAAGAAAAUUAAUUUAUAAGUUUGUGAACGUUUGAAUAUUUCCCAUCCAGACAAAAGUAUUUGUACUAUAAUUCAACUUGUGGUUGGAAAGAUAUUGAUAGUUUUUAUUGAGGACAUUGGUGGGUGUGUCUUUGAACUGCCUGUUAAGAUGUGAAUAAUAGAUGACUGUCAGUGAAGUUUUGGUUGUGUGUGAUAUUGGCAUAUUUGCCCUAAACCUUCCAUUGCAUUUUAGAAGUAGUAAAUUGUAAAAUGAAGACAUUUCGUGUUUAACAAAUUCUCUGUUACUGCUUAUUGAUUUAAAUACAAAUGUGUUCAUAUCAUUUUACACAUGUAGUCAUUUUAAUUGUAAAUGUGCUCAGUUUGUGUAACUCUCACCAACCAUUCACAUAGUCUGUUCCCACAGGAAACUUCUUAACAUAGAUAAGAAACAUUUACGGGAAAAGAUUUGACACAUAUGUUUGUCUUUUUAGAAUCUAAAGCAAAAUGGGUAAUAUUUUCAAAAACCUACAUAAGAACAUAUAUUGGUUAAAACAGCCUUUGAUGUGUUUGGACUUUUGAUUUUGCCUUUUGAUUUUUGAUUUUCCUUUUUGAAUUUUCCUUGGAGUUCAGUAUUUUUGUGUUUUUACUUCUUAUGAGUUAAAUUUCAACCACCUUUGGUGGUUUAAGCAAUAAUAUUGCCUAUAUUUAUGAAGAUUGUCAAAUCCCUUAGAAUUAAUUUGCAUGACUUUGUAUACACUACCAUACUCAUUAUCUAAUAAUUAAUAUGCAUAAAAAAAGUAUAAAAAUCCACUUUUACAUUAUAUUGUUUAUUUAUUGCAUGUGUUAUAUUUUGAUAUGUUUUAUAGAUUUAUUAAUGGAGAAAAUCUUCAUGUCAUCACUAAUAAUAACAAAAUAGAAAGAAAAGUGACGGAUGACUUUUAACAACUACUGAAGUUGCCAGAGA
This is a messenger RNA of Mytilus trossulus (common blue mussel), 4452 nucleotides long. Its product is annotated as putative pyridoxal-dependent decarboxylase domain-containing protein 2. Lineage: Eukaryota; Metazoa; Mollusca; Bivalvia; Mytilida; Mytilidae. The coding region runs from base 46 to 2697 and encodes 883 amino acids. Gene Ontology annotation, biological process: carboxylic acid metabolic process. Gene Ontology annotation, cellular component: intracellular membrane-bounded organelle. The record is from RefSeq and is a predicted model, not a curated record. Gene Ontology annotation, molecular function: pyridoxal phosphate binding; carbon-carbon lyase activity. The transcript has 24 exons.